ACCUCAUUGGAUGAUACCAUGCCCGGCACCGUUGGCUCAAUUCAGCAGCUCCAACAUCCCUCUCCUUUGCUAGAUCAGCACCCAUCAUCCAAGCCAUGCGGAUCCAUGCACCCAUCCAUUACGGCACUCAUUACGGCACUCAUCCAGCACUCAUCCAUACAAUGCACGGUGUGAUUGAUCAGAUGCUUGACCGGACACAGCUAGAACUCACCCAACUCCCAGGCCUUACUGUCCAUUCUACGAAGUCUUACCGUUAUCCAUAUACUACUAGCAGCGUAACAGUUAUGAGUUUUCCCGAGUCAAACCCUUACACUAUGACCGAUCCAGUCUUACCAUUCAUGAACACUGAUAAUUUUGUUAAUGAUGAUAGUGUCUCUUAUUUUGAUUCAUCAACCACAAUCGGUAAUACUUCACCUCAAUUUGACUCAACCACCGGUUUUUCUGUUCUUGGUCCAGCACCUCCUCUUGAUUUUGAGUGCAAGAUUAACUUCACCAUAUACUGUAGCGAAAAGACUAAAUCGAACAAGACCAAUUGGGUCGCACUAAAACCUCUUUCCGAUCUUUCUCUUACUUUCAACACACGUGACACCUUAACUUGGCCCGCCUUCCUUGAUUUGAUUGCUAACAAGUGCAAUGAGGAUUACGCUAACAUUAGCAGGAUGAUCACCGACGGUACCAACAGCUCACCUGCAAAAAUUGUCUGGACCGCUUACAUCUUGAAAAAUAAACGAUUCCCGAAAGUCAAUCCCCACCACAUCUUUGAUCUGGUGUCGUUCAGCCAAUGGUUUAAUGAAAUCAGCUUAUCUCGCUCAACAAACGGUGGUGUAAUCAUCCGAAUGGAUAACCCUCGCAACGAGGUCUCGAAGGCUCGUAAGGAAGAUCUCCUUGCAAGAACGAUGAAACGACUUGAUGCUCGUCAACAAGGGCCAUCCCAGGGCCGGUCCCAAAGGGCCCGUGGUACUUCACCCAAUGGAAGCGACGAGGUAUUUAUCCAUUUGUCAGACUGUUUUGAUAAUAUCAGGCUGAUCCAUGGCCGAUGCUCUGAGCAGGAAGACUCCAGUGGGCCUGAAUUUGAGGACCUCGAGGUGUAUUCCGACCAGAUUUUCGAAAAAUAUCCGAUGAACACCAAAUAUAAUCGACAUUAUCCGGUGUAUCUUGAUCCUACCAAUCCUGAUCGUUACAUUCUCCUUACUUCAGGUAAUGUUGACAUAUGGGCAAAAGAUCUGUGUUCCCGUGUACCUGGUGUUAGCCUGGUCUCACCUCCUAGUUCAAUCAAGUACCAAAGCCGCAAGCAGACCGAGAAAGAAAAGGCACCAUCAACGGUCGAAUCUUCAAGCACUGCCUCUCUUGUAGAGUUGACCAAGUGGCUCAUCGAACAAAAAAAUGGCAUGCCUCGAUCUUCCCCACCAUCUUCAGUAUGCGGUGAUACAACCACAACCGUCGAUAUAGGUGACUACUUAAACUUUGUGUGCAUUGCUCCUAACAAGCGCGAAGGGAUACGCAACACCUUACUUCACAACGACAUCGACUGUUACAAGAUGUUCAAAAAUCUCGUGGUGGAUGAUUUGAAGGCCCUUGGUUUCAAUGUAGGUAUCAUAACCAAGCUCCGAAGCAAUGUUACUAGAUACCGAGCUCAUUUAGCCAGGUCUGGCUAA
Messenger RNA from Puccinia graminis f. sp. tritici CRL 75-36-700-3, 1655 nucleotides. RefSeq lists its product as uncharacterized. NCBI's taxonomy places the organism in Eukaryota, Fungi, Basidiomycota, Pucciniomycetes, Pucciniales, Pucciniaceae. The record is from RefSeq and is a predicted model, not a curated record. The coding region runs from base 96 to 1655 and encodes 519 amino acids. The transcript is spliced from 3 exons.